Anguilla rostrata (American eel) is the source of this 2755-nucleotide messenger RNA. RefSeq names its product tetratricopeptide repeat domain 27 (gene ttc27). The transcript has 19 exons. NCBI's taxonomy places the organism in Eukaryota, Metazoa, Chordata, Actinopteri, Anguilliformes, Anguillidae. The record is from RefSeq and is a predicted model, not a curated record. The coding region runs from base 208 to 2565 and encodes 785 amino acids. Gene Ontology annotation, molecular function: protein binding.
CCCUGAUAGGAUUUCCCACGAUGCAACGCGAAGCUGUCAUGGCUGCUCACUGAUGCUUCUUGUAGCACAUGGGCAGUAACAAACACAUUCGUAGCUUAACACGAAGAGAAGCGGCGCAACAUCCCCCGAAAGGAGAGGACAACAAUUGAAAAUUAAAUCCAGUUCGCGUUGAAGCCACCGUCACUUUGUGCGGCACGUUUCGGAAUUAUGGUGUGGGACGUGGAGAUAGCAGCACUCCGAGGCUUUCUCACAGACAGCGAAGCAACGGAGUGGAAGCAGAAUAAUUCAAGCGCUGCAGGAAGUGGUUCGCUGCUGGAGUCCCUGCUGGAGGGUAAUUUCGAGGGGGUGCUCCUGAGCCCCGUGGUGCUGGACGUGCUCGGCGGGGAGAGCGGCGAUGGGGAGACGGUGGAGGCCUACCUGCAGAGGCGUUUCCUGGCCUACCUGAGCGACGCCACGGAGGACGACCGAGCAGAGAGGGAGAAGGUGCUGUACGUCCUGGCGGUGGCUUGCCUUCACCUCUUCGCCCAAAGUAACUGGACGGGCCCCCCUGUCACCGUCCACCCGCAGGACAUCCUCCCCCCCGCCCUCCUGCAGCCCCUCUCUGAGCCACAGGCUCUGACUGCAGCCCUCCUGAACAGCCUGGUGUUGGACGGGGAGUCCGUGUACAGCCUGGUGUCCAACCCCUUCCUCCUGCUCCUGGCCAGAGUCCUGCUCGUCAGCUGUGGGGCCAAGCUGGAGAGCUUCCAACUGCUCCCCUGGUGGACCCUCAGGUACGUCGCCCUGCACCAGCAGAUUCUGGAAGAGCGUUCCCCGGAGCUGCUCACCCUGGCCCGGAGCAGCAUGGAGAAAGCGCUGAAGACGGAGGCCCUGUUCGAUGGCGAGGCCCACAGGAACCUGGCCGUCCUGUUCCACCUGGAGUGCGGCUACACCUGCCUGACCUACUACGAGUACCGGCCCGCCAAGGACCACUUCCUGCAGGCCCGCCAGCUGUCCCGUCUGGAGAUUAACGUGACAGGUGCUCUUGGGAAACGGACGCGGUACCAGGAGAACUUCCUGGCUCAGCUCAUUCUCGACGUCCAGCGCAAGGAGGGGGCCCUCCCCCCCGAGGCAGGCCUCACCCCAGCGCCCACCCCCCGGGAAAACCUACCCAAGGACCACGACCUGGCCGACGACACGGUGCUGAACAGCGUCAGCCUGGCGGAGCCCGAGGAGCACCAGCCGCCGGACCUGAGCGCCGAGGAGCAGGCCGUCAUCCUGGGAGUGUGCACAGAUUUCCAGAAGAACAACCCCGUCCACAAGCUGACAGAUGAAGAAGUGCUUGCCUUCACAUCCUGUCUGCUGUCCCAGCCCAAAUUCUGGGCCGUGGAGGUGACCGCGCUGAGCCUGAGGACCCGGCUGGAGAGGGGCAGCUCUCGGAGGGUGGAGAGAGCCAUGAUGCAGACACAGACCCUGGUGGACUACUUUGAGGAGAAGGGCUCGCCGGUGUCGGAGAGGCUGAAGGUGUUCUACAGCUGCCAGGUGCCGACGCGCUGGGCUCUGCAGAGGCAGCUGGCCAGCCUCCUGAUGGACCUGGGCUGCACCAGCUCCGCCCUGCUCAUCUACGAGAAGCUGGAGCUGUGGGAGGACGCUGUCAUCUGCUACGAGAGGAUAGGGCAGCACGGGAAGGCGGAGGAGAUCCUGCGUCGGGAGCUGGAGAGGAAGGAGACCCCCUCCCUGUACUGCCUGCUGGGGGACGUCCUGCGGGACGGGCAGUACUACGACCGGGCGUGGGAGCUGUCGGGUCACCGGAGUGCCCGGGCCCAGCGCUCCAAGGCCCUGCUGCACCUGCGCAGCAAGGAGUUCCAGCAGUGCGUGGACUGCUUCGAGCGCUCACUGCGCAUCAACGCCAUGCAGCUCGGUGUGUGGUUCUCUCUGGGCUGUGCCUACCUCGCGCUGGAGGGCUACGAGGGCGCCGCCAGGGCCUUCCAGAGAUGUGUGGGGCUGGAGCCGGACAACGCGGAAGCCUGGAACAACCUCUCCACCGCCUACAUCCGACUGCAGCAGAAGAACAAGGCCUUCCGCACCCUGCAGGAGGCGCUCAAGUGUAACUACGAGCACUGGCAGAUCUGGGAGAACUUCAUCGUCGUCUGCAUCGACGUCGGCCAGUUCGGCGAGGCCAUCAAGGCCUACCACCGGCUCCUGGACCUGCGGGACAAGUACAAGGACGUGGAGGUGUGUGUGUGUGUUCCCCAGGCGCUGCAGUUCUUGGCUAAGGCCCAUCGCUGUGAGACUCAGGCCAGUGGCUGGGAGAAGGACCCGGGGAGCUUCAGGGAGGUGGUGAAGAGGGCCGUGGACCUGGCCAAUGUCACUCUCAGCUGCAGCAGAGGUAAGGCCAGCCCCCAGGAGGCGCUGCAGAUGCUGUCCUCCACUCGCCUUAGCCUCCGAAGUCUGGCCACCAAAGCCAAGCAACUGCACACCGACGUUGCCACGGGGGAGCUCCAUGGCGACCUGGCCGAUGAUGUCAGAACCCUGGAGCAGCUGAUCGCAGAGAUGCAGGAGCUGGGCACUCAGCUGCGCAGCCAGUGAAGGGGAGAGACGCGGCGGGGCGGCGCAGGAAAGGGUUAAUUAAACAGACCCAGACCUCCUGCGGGAAACGCGGACUGAGCUGCACACAGUGACCGUGUGCCCAACACGCGACACAGAAACUGUCCUUUUUUAUAAUGCGUUCUUAUGUGAUCUCAUGUAUUAAAUACAUACCCAGAAAAGCCUAACAAAA